CUCUCCCUCUCCCUGUGUCCCUCGCUUUCUCUCUCUGUCCUGCUCCUGGCGGAGCUAGGGCGAGGUGCACGAGAGGGAGUACAUGUAAAACAAGGUGAAGACGGUAUGAAGGAGGAGAUGAACAAAGUGAAACGCUUUGGUAGCUACAAUCAAUUUUUUCUGUUUGACAAAGUGAUUAGUUCGGAGAGAGACCACACUCACACACUAAACUGGAGGGGCGUCACUUCUCAUUCUCAUUUCUCCGUGGAAUUAUGACCUACCUACUCCGUCAAUUCGGGGACUGGACUACCUGCGGCGUUCUUUAGAGUACCUGCUGUGAAUGUUUAGAGGCUCAAACAACUCGAUCACGCCCCCCCCCCCCCCCCCCCCCCCCAAAAAAAAACCGUUGGAAAGAAAAAGAAAGUUAUCUAGUAUCUCUGCGGCAAAAUUGGACAGUUCAGUUGUUUAAAGGCUCUGUAUGACUUCUAGCGUGUUUGAAAAACUGUUGCGGUAUGGCCUAGAUAGACGACGUGAUUAUGACUGUCCAGCCUGCGUUCGGAGCUUUGCCAAUGAUGGAAUGUCAUGACUAGCAUAUCGGAAUCCGAAUCAACACCGAAGGAAUAGUGACUUGAUUCUGGAAUCAAACGGUUUUAUUAACUAUCUGAAGUAUAUUAGAGUUGGGGAUAUAGGCCUUGCGUUCUGGGUUUAACAUCGGAUCGAAAACUAAAGAUAUCCCGUAUCGAGUAUUGGGAGAAGAUGAGUGGGGGAGCAGACGUGGUGUGCCAAGGCUGGCUGAGGAAGUCCCCCCCCGAAAAGAAGUUACGGCGCUAUGCAUGGAAGAGGCGUUGGUUUGUUCUGAGGAGUGGUCGAAUGACCGGUGAUCCAGAUGUUCUAGAAUACUACAAACACGACCAUGCACGCAAGCCCAUACGCACCAUCAACAUGAGCCUCUGUGAACAGGUGGAUGCUGGUCUGACCUUUAACCAGAAGGACCUGGACAGUAGCUAUGUGUUUGACGUUCGUACACUGGACCGGGUCUUCUAUCUGGUGGCUGACAGUGAAGAAGAUAUGAACAGAUGGGUUAGGUCUAUCUGUGACCUAUGUGGGUUCAACCCUACAGACAGUGAGAGACCUGCUGUCAUCGCCCAAAGCACUGUUGUCAAUGUUACCACAGGCCACACCUCUGUCUCUAUGGCAACCAGCACCAUCACAGCCCCGCCCCCACACGAGUCGGUCAGCAGUCAGGAAGAUGGAGGAACAGACUAUCUGUGGCUCUCACACUGUCAGAGCAAAACACCUCAGAGGCCUCCAGUAGGCUCCACCUCCUCUGAUACAACAGACAACAGUGACAACACUCUCCUUUCCCACUGGGCCCUGCCCUCCUCCUCUUCCUCCUCCCUGGUUAACGGCCACCCAUCCCAACCUCGCCCCCACACCGCCCCCUGGGCUGUCGCCAAGGAGAUCAACCAUUUCAACCACUCACAAGACAGCGCAGCAACCCCUGACCUCUAUAGGGGCUGGACAAGGGGUCACAUGUCCCCCCACCCGAGGAAACAUUCCCUACAGCUGCAGGCUGUGUCACUGCCAUCCAUAUGUAAUGACAUGGUCUUCACCACAGGGGGCGCCACCACUAUAAACACUCAGUUGAACAGUUCUAAUAAUAGUAGCUACCAGGUUCCCAGAGCUUCAUCUGUUUCUUCAGUUGGCUCAGACCCUCCAAGUCAAGGGGACACUUCCUCCACACCGCCACCACGCCCCCCAAAACCCCUCGCCUCUGCCCCAGCGGAUUCAUCUUCUCUAGGCAGUGUGUCGGCCCUGGUGCCCCAAACAACCUCAGAAACAGACUGGAGCCAUGGAGGAAGAGGAGGAGAGAGAGGAGCCCGAGGCUCUAGCUGUAGUAGUGUGACAAGCCCAGACUGUUGCCAUGCAGCUUCUCAGGAGAGUCGCUCAGUCCCAAGGCCCGUGUCAGAGCAGACUGGGCCCAGCAUGUUUGACUUCACUGACAGCUUCAACAGCUACUUUAUUAAUAAGGGCAUGGUACCGUUGAGUGGACAGACGAAUGACGAUGACAUGGAUGAGAACUACGUUCGCAUGAGCGCCUCCAACCCCUCCCUCACCUCCUCAUCCUCCCCGUCUUCCCUCCCACCCUCCUUGCCCGAACCUCCCCCUGAGGACACUAGCUAUGUCUCGAUGACCCCCUGCCCAGGGGAGCUUCCCGCCCUGGGGAGACAGGUACCCCCACCGGCACACCUGGUGUUCCGAUCCUCCCCCGUCACCCACCACACGCCCCCGAUCCGCAGACACACCUCUGGAGGGGGAAUGGGGAGGGGGAGGUGUGACUUCCAACCUCCACCCAUCCACCGCAACCUCAAGCCGCGAAAAGUUAAACCGGCUCCCCUGGACAUCAAACCUCUGCAGGAGUGGGAGGAGCUACCUGCGCCAGUACGAUCACCGGUCACUCGGACCUUCACCCGGGAUCCAUCCAGCUGUUCCUUGUGUCCGCCGGGUAGACCUGCCUCCUGUCCAAGCUCCGCCUCCAGCUCGGACUCUGAAGACCCAGACGACAACUAUGUCGCCAUGAUAACCUCCAGCCUCGCCACUCCUGCUGUUGAGUCAAAACCAUGUGACGAAAGUCCCAUGGUCCAACGGCGUGACGAAAGUCCCAUGGUCCUACGGCGUGACGAAAGUCCCAUGGUCUUACGGCGUGACGAAAGUCCCAUGGUCCAACGGCGUGACGAAAGUCCCAUGGUCCAACGGCGUGACGAAAGUCCCAUGGUCCAACGGCGUGAUGAAAGUCCCAUGGUCUUACGGCGUGACGACGGCCCCAUGGUCCUACGGCGUAACGACGGUCCCAUGGUCCUACGGCGUGAAGACAGUCCCAUGGUCCUACGGAGGCCCCGGGGGGACAAACAGGUGGAGUACCUGGACCUGGAUCUGCACACUGGUGGAGUGGCCACGCCUCCUCGACAGAAAAGGAGUGUGUUGGGUGGUUCCAUGGGUUCCAGCGACGGUGAGCGUUCACGUGCACGUGUGGACUACGUGGUUGUGGAUCCAGAGAGAACCAGAGCUCUAAAGAGUACCAGAGAGGCCUGGCAUGAUGGGAGACAGUCGAUCGAAAAGGAAAAAUAAAACACACAAAAACGCACAUAUGAAACAUGUGCCCAUCCUUUAUAUCUCCAUAUAAAUAAUUCUGACAGUAAGGUGUUUCUGUCAAAUAAUCUGUGAAAUAUGAGACAGACACACACACACACACACACACACACACACAAACACACACAGAAGCAAACACACAGGCACAGCUGCAUAAUAUACAAAUGUAUCAUUAUACCACUUUACACAACGUAAGAAAUAGUUUAAAGACUAACAUGGAAAGUUCUCUGUACUUUUUUCUGUAGUGUCUGACAUGUUUGAUCUUAAGCUUUUACUGUUAAAAACAUGAUGUGACAAUCACAUGCUACUGCUGAAAAACUGAUGUGAUAAUCACAUGCUACUGUUACAAAUAUGAUGUGACAAUCACAUGCUACUGUUACAUUCACAAAUGACGUGAUGUUACAUGUAAGAAAUCAAAGUUCUCAUUUCAAAUAAAGUCAAUACAUUUGUGACAA
Molecule: messenger RNA, 3584 nt
Organism: Esox lucius (northern pike)
Lineage: Eukaryota; Metazoa; Chordata; Actinopteri; Esociformes; Esocidae
Product: GRB2-associated-binding protein 1
Exons: 11
Coding region: 736-3108 (790 amino acids)
Source: RefSeq, a predicted model, not a curated record